Molecule: messenger RNA, 2086 nt
Organism: Anopheles stephensi (Asian malaria mosquito)
Lineage: Eukaryota; Metazoa; Arthropoda; Insecta; Diptera; Culicidae
Exons: 5
Coding region: 16-2001 (661 amino acids)
Cellular component (GO): membrane
Molecular function (GO): ligand-gated monoatomic ion channel activity
Source: RefSeq, a predicted model, not a curated record
GUACUCUUCGGCACGAUGAACGCAACAACGGGAUUGGUUCCUCUGCUACUAGGACAAGCCGCCAGUGGGACGUCCUCCCUGCCAACGCUGAGUGUUCUGAUGCAAUUUUUGAUCGUAAAGUACUUUACACACUACUACAGUUACUGCACGAUUGGCAGAGAUUUCGUGGAGGACGUCGAGGACGUGAGUAGAACGGUGCUGGCCGUGAACGAUCAACUCCAGUCCAAUCUGCUGCUCGCGAUCGACAAUGGCUGCCAAGCGUUCGUGGUGGACGAGCCCGGCAUCGGGACCUUUCUGGAUCUUUUCAUCCCUCUGCACGACAUCGCUCGACAGCGAUCGCUGGACAAAGGCUUGAUCUUGCUCGUAACGCAACAACAUCAGCAGGAGCUGUUUGAUCGCAUACGCUCGCAUGAUGCUUUUCGCGAACUGCCGAACGUGCUGCUAGUGGUGUACAGUGCGCGUGAGUGGCCCAUCAAUCUCUACACCACCGCCAUCCGUGUUAAGGAUGUGCUUGAGCGAAGGGUGAACGUUACGCUCGAGCCGCAUACAAUCGAUUGGAGCAGCUGGAGGACUCAUAACUUUUUUCCGGACAAAUCGACCGAUCUGAUGGGAUACGUAUUGCGGACGGCCAUGUGCAAUUAUUUGCCCUUCACUAGCUACGAACGUUUGCUCGACACCGACGAUAAUGCCGGCAACGCGGUUGAUUCGGCGACGGGAAAGCGUUCGAUAUGGUUGGAUGGGACGGAACUGCAGUUGCUGGUUUCCUACUGCGAGCUUCGAAAUUGCACCAUUGUGGUGUUUCCUGAGGAUAUCGACGAGUGGGGUGACGUGUAUCCGAACGGCACGGGCAUCGGGUUGAUGGGCAGUGUAGCCGAACGGCGAACCGAUAUCGCUUUCGGCGCGUUCUAUCUCUGGUUCAAGCCGUACAACUUCUCCACGUACACGGCCACGAUCAGCCGGUCCGGUGUGACGGUGCUCGUGCCAAAGCCGAAGAUGCUUCCCUUCUGGCGCACGCCCUUUCUGUCGUUCUCCGUGCCACUGUGGAUAGCGGUGAUGAUGACACUGUUGGCCGGCAUAGCGGCCGUCUGGAUUGCCGGCACCGUUCGGCACCGUUUGCUGUUGCUGUCCAUCGGCGUCGAUGGUGAUCCGGCGGAGCUGAUUGCAGAACAGCGGACGCUCAGCGAUGCCGUGCUCAUGAUGGUGGGCUUCUUCGUGGCCCAGUCGUCCUCCAUACGCACCGACCUGUGGUCGUGCGUCUUUCUCUUUACCGCGCUACUGUUGGCCGGGUUUAUGGUGAGUAAUCUGUACAGUGGAGGGUUAGCCAGCGUCAUGACCGUGCCGCAGUACGAAAAAUCUAUCGAUACGGUUAAGGAUUUUGCCGCCACUGGGAUGCCGUGGUACGGUCCCACCCCGUACUGCUUGGAGGAGAUUUGGAACGCCACCGAGCCGCAUCUGCAGCAAAUUCAGAAAACGUAUAUUGCGGCCGAACCGGAAGAGACAAAACUGCACGUGCGCAUGGGAGACAGUGGGUUCAUCAUCGAGCAAGCCCAGCACGGUAACUUCGCCCCGAGCGACUUUCUCGAUCGGGAAUCCUCCACGACCUUGCAACCGCUCAAGGACACGAUCUACACACAAAAUUGUGCGGCACUGAUAACCAACACGAACCCGUUGCGCUCCAACCUAAACGAGUACAUACUGCGGGUGCAGCAAUCGGGCAUACUGUACCAUCUUGGUACGCGGGCCGCCAUCAGGUACCUUCCGACCGAUGUGAUGCGAAACAUCGAACGGGCGAGGAUUCACCAGCACGACGAGAGUGCGGUUAAGCUCGAAAUCGGCCACUUUCUCGGUGCGUACUUCAUACUUGGUUAUGGGCUACUGUGCGCUGGGCUUGCGUUUCUUGGUGAGCUAUGGGGCACAGCGAUCGUGCGGCGGAUGAGUGAGCUGUUGGCGUGGAAAGAAACAGUGAACACUGCCCCAGUUCCGAAUGCUGGGACGCGAUGAGGAAUGCUCACAUGUGCUUGCUGCAUUUGCAACGCAAACCAUACAAUGCUGUACGCCACCGCUAACGCUGUUACUGUAGUCACUG